UGCCGAUGCUCAUUAUAUGCUGCCCCUGCCCGUCAGCCGUCAGCACGCUGAUGGUCAACGUGAUUAUCUAUAGGUUAGGUUCGCUAGAAAGGCAAACAAGAAAAAAAAGGCUGUAGAAUAAUCAAGUAUUGGGUUAUUUGGAUUGUAGGAGUCCAGUUCAAUUACUUGAUAUUAUGAAUAGUUGAAUCAGAUGUAUUUCAUUAAAUCGUGACAAUGGAUACAAAUUCGGAACAAGCCAACAAUCCUGAACAGCAUGAUGCCAUAUCCCAAAAGAUAAUUAACCUUGCACAAGGGAAACCUAAGGGUAUAUCUGAUAAAGACAUUUCUACGGAAAUGCCAGACCUGACACCAAUUCAGAAAGCACAAUCCCUCAAUAAGCUCUUAACACAGGGUUAUUUUGACCUUUUCAAGCAGGGUGAAACAUUGUUGUACAAAUUAAAAGAUCCAACCAAGGCUAGAACAGCAAAAGGAGCUGACAAUGAGGAGAGAAUUGUGUAUACCAUUAUAGAAGAAGCUGGCAACAAAGGAAUUUGGACCAGAGAUAUAAGAUUCAAAUCCAAUUUGAUGCCAACUCAACUGAACAAAAUCCUCAAGAGUCUCGAAACAAAAAAAAUCAUUAAGGCAGUCAAGUCUGUUGCUGCGAGUAAAAAAAAAGUAUUUAUGCUGUACAAUUUGGAGCCGGACAGAUCAGUAACCGGUGGAGCAUGGUAUCAGGAUCAAGACUUUGAAGCAGAGUUUGUUGAUGUUUUAAACCAACAGUGUUAUAGAUUUUUAGAACAAAAACGAGAGAGUACCAAGAACUAUAUAAAUGGACCUAUUGCCGAGAAGAAUGCUACUUUUGCCUCGUCUAAAGAAGUCUGGAAGUUUAUUUCUGAUUUAGGUAUAAGUAAAGUAAAACUAAGUGUUGAAGAUUUAGAAAUGAUUUUAAAUACAUUAAUCUACGACGGAAAGGUAGAGAGAACAGUCUCAAGCGAUGGAAGCAGCUUGUACAGAGCAAUCAAUCCUUUACUCAAUUCGCCAGGACUUGUACAAAGUUCCUGUGGAGUCUGUCCUGUGAGAAAGAAUUGCUGUGAUUUUGGAGAUACAACUCCUCUCAAAUGCCAAUACAUAACUGAGUGGCUGGAUAUGUAGCUACAAAAAUUUUUUUUGUACAUAGUUUAUUUUUUAAAUUUUAUGUAUGCGUGCGUGAGCGUUGAUUUAUACGAUUAACAAAUUUAUCAACAACUUGUGUUUUAUUAUUUACGAAAAAAUGUUAGAAGAAAAAGAUAAAAACAAAUUUUUACGAACAAUCUAUUGUUUACACACGAAUAUUUCGUUCAAGAAGUAUUGCUAUUUGUAUUCGUCGACUGCAACUACUGCGAUUUUUGCAAUAAAACUCGCGAUCAAACCGACAG
This is a messenger RNA of Nasonia vitripennis (jewel wasp), 1394 nucleotides long. It is a transcript of the gene Polr3F, whose product is annotated as probable DNA-directed RNA polymerase III subunit RPC6. NCBI's taxonomy places the organism in Eukaryota, Metazoa, Arthropoda, Insecta, Hymenoptera, Pteromalidae. Gene Ontology annotation, biological process: transcription by RNA polymerase III. The record is from RefSeq and is a predicted model, not a curated record. Gene Ontology annotation, cellular component: RNA polymerase III complex. The transcript is spliced from 4 exons. The coding region runs from base 214 to 1131 and encodes 305 amino acids.